AUGAAGAUCCCUUGCGAAGGCUACGGCAUUAAGCUUCAGUGGAUCAACGUUUCGAACCCAUAUCUUGAGCAGGAGAAGCCUGGCAGUAGCAGUAAUGGCAGAGGGAGAAUACGGAUUGUGGCUGAUGCACAUUUGGGGCCCUUUACAGGCCGUGAUACAGGGCCAGAAUAUCAGAUGAGAGACAUUGACUCCUUCUUGGCAUCCCUUGAAGAAGCACCAAACUCAAAGGGCGUCAUACAAGAAGGCCCUUUCUCUCUUUUUCAAGCCCAUGACGGUAGUCACGAAUCUGGCCAGAGUCACGACUUAGGAAAUCCCGAUAUUGCAGCCUCGGACUGCUCAUUGGUCACCAAUGCUCAUCGCAGCUCUGAAUCAACACGGUCCCAGAAGGACGCAACGACUUCACCUAUCUACACUGACUGCGCAAGCUCAAGUCCUUCAUUCUCGACAGCACGAGAGGACGGAUCUCCAAAUCAGAUUGGGCUCGAUGUGGAGCUCAUCAGAACCUCGGAGGAUGACCAUGCCACACCAGAAUUCCAGCUCCAGGAAGAGUUCAACUCUUCGCUGGGCGAGAUUGCAGACCUAUUAGAAGACUCAGUCGAGUUGUUGCCGAUGCAGCCGCAAAAUAACAUUUCAUCCAUGAGACUACCGAGACGAAUAUCUACCAGCAUAUCAGGCGACGCAGUCAUCGAUAGACUUAUGCAUCACUACGUGGAGAACAUCGCGAGCCUACUCCAGCCCAUUCCACAUCCCCAGAAUCCUUACCGAAAGCUCUACGUCCCGGCAGCUCUCCAGGCAAUAUCGGAAUGGCUGCCGAAAGCAAAAAUGGCCACACCUACCGUUUCUUCAGUCAUUUUUCACUCCCUUAUAGCAUCAUCUGCUUUCCAUCUCGGCAAUUGUGGCCCCGAGCAGGCGAAAUACCUUGCCCUCGGGUCGCAGCAUCGCCAAGUAGCGCUGCAUUGCUUACAGUCCGCCAUCAACCCCGCCAUGGCAACAUCGGAAUACAAGCUUCUCAUGGUGGCCAUGUUAUCAAUGGUGACCAUUAGCAACUUCACGACAGGCAGUGAUGCCGACUUUGUGGUCCACCUUCAAGGCACAAAACAGCUGCGGAAAACGCGAAGGCGAUGGAAAGUCAUCAGCAGAGCCACGCGGCAACUGAAUGAAAUUAGCGACUUUCUCUACCUCCUCACUCGCACGGUCUCAUUCUCCUUUACGCCAGGGCCUUGGCCAUCAGAGGGUGCAGAGGAUAUAGACGAACCAAUCGCCUCGCAGGCAGAGCCCGACAGCUGCUUCGGAUACAUGUACGGGAUCACACCCGCCAUCGCUGUGGAUAUCGAGGAGACCUGCCGACUGGCGGAGUAUCUCCUCUGGUACGAAGGCACCGAAGAGCCCAUCCCAGAGGGACUGCUCGAGGCCUGCGAGAGUCUUGGCGAUCGAUUAUGCAACUGGUCUCUAGACCUCGAAGACGUCCGCCAAGCAAUGAACCAGGACGCCGAAACCCUGGAAAUCUUUCAACACCACGCGGAUGCGUGGCACUUGGCUGCAGUCAUUUACUACCACCGACGCAUUCAAAAGUGUCACAGCGAAAAUCAUCAGCAGCUCCUCGCCGAAAUCGCCGAACACAUGCACGCCGUCGAGGACAUCAAAACGCGGUCGAAGUCCACAAAGACCAACUUCAUGGCGCCCAUAACGUGGCCCGCCUUCGUAGCCUCGUGCGACGCCAGCGAUCGCGGACCGUGGGAGCACUGGUGGGAGAGGAUAAAGUGUUACCGGGUUGCCAACAGCCGGACGCAGUGGAAGGUGGUUCAGCGUUUGUGGGAGAGACGGGAUGAACUAGAGCAAGCGGGCGUUGAUACGUUUGAUUGGAUACAGGCGUUUAAAGACUUCGGGAUUGCUUUGUUUCCAAUCUGA
Molecule: messenger RNA, 1908 nt
Organism: Colletotrichum paranaense
Lineage: Eukaryota; Fungi; Ascomycota; Sordariomycetes; Glomerellales; Glomerellaceae
Exons: 3
Coding region: 1-1908 (635 amino acids)
Source: RefSeq, a predicted model, not a curated record